CGUGGUUUAUCCGCUUCAGCCUCAGCUUCUGCCUCCGCCUCAGCGUCCGAAGAAGAGGGACCCGGCGGAGGGUGUUUUGGCUGCGAGACAGCCGCAAGUGGUAGCGGUGGAGCUGUUGGUGCUGGUGCCGUAGGUGGUACCGGGGGUGGUAGUGGCGACAGGCUAUUGAUGCCGUCGAUGCUACUACAGUCUGCUCCAACGUCCGACAAUCUGAAUGGAUCGGUACGAUCUGGAGAUCGUGAAUGCGAUAUAUCAAUGACUUCGGCAAUAGAUACAGGGUGCGAUGCGGUUGGGGGGCCCGAGGACGAUCCGCAGGGUGUGCUCAAUUCAGUGCUUGCCAACUCUCCGGAGGAGAUUGAGCGUAUCAUCGACCUCCCCUACUCCAUAGAAGCACUGCGCUCCCUUGUUCAGGGUUACUGUCCUCCCAGCUACUUUCCUACCCUUGUCAGCAAGAUGGACCUUUACUGUGCCUACAAAGUAAGUAAUCUUAUCUUAGGAGACCUUCCUUUUUCCGCAACUACUUUCAAUCUACUGAAAUAA
Messenger RNA from Protopolystoma xenopodis, 540 nucleotides. The record is from the annotation of a GenBank genome assembly. Lineage: Eukaryota; Metazoa; Platyhelminthes; Monogenea; Polystomatidea; Polystomatidae.